This is a messenger RNA of Emericellopsis cladophorae, 2025 nucleotides long. RefSeq names its product Fungal trans. Gene Ontology annotation, biological process: DNA-templated transcription; regulation of DNA-templated transcription. The transcript is spliced from 2 exons. Bases 1 to 2025 code for a protein of 674 amino acids. Gene Ontology annotation, molecular function: zinc ion binding; DNA binding; DNA-binding transcription factor activity, RNA polymerase II-specific. NCBI's taxonomy places the organism in Eukaryota, Fungi, Ascomycota, Sordariomycetes, Hypocreales, Bionectriaceae. The record is from RefSeq and is a predicted model, not a curated record.
AUGCCGCACAUGCGCGAGGUCAAGACGUGCGACCGCUGUCGACACUUUAAGCGCCGCUGCGAUCUCCUCAAGCCGUCCUGCUCCCGCUGCGUGCAGGCCGGCGUGCGGUGCAGCUUUGAGAAUCCCGGUAGUGGUGGUGGUUCUGCGUCGGCCCCCAACGGCUCGUCCGCGUCCCCGGUCCUCAAGUACGAGGACAACCCGGAUGGCAAGAACGGCCUCAUUUCCCCCUCCGACUCGGUCGAGGAGUCGAGCGAGCAGAAGCUGCUCAUCAACUCGCUGUCGGGGGCCGUCGACGCAUCAUCGCUCGGGGACGACGCGGCGAUCGUCGCGGGACCCUCCUCGGGUGGUGGCGGUGCCCACGCCGGGCAGAGGGUCGUGAGGAAGCGCAAGCGCAAUUGCCUGAGCUGCCUGCGCUGCCAUCGCCUCAAGGUCAAGUGCGACAAGGAGCUGCCGUGCGGCCGUUGCAAGAGCAGCGGCAACGGGCGCGAGUGCUACUACAGCUACAACAAGGGACCGAACGGCGGCAAGUUCCCCUGUCCUACAGUGCCCAACCCCUCGUCCGGCAGCGAGAUCACCAAGUCGACGCAGGCCACAUGGCACGUCAGCCACGAGCCGCGAGGAUCGAGCCACUGGCGAGACCUCAUGACCAAGAUUGCCCACCUGACGACCAAGGAGUCGCCGACCCUGACGACGGCGCUGGAGAACGUGGCGACCAACGCGUGUCUCGCCAACUUCACGCUGCCGGGCAACUUCCCGUUCGGCACGCCGGGCGCCACAAAGUACUAUGCGCGCGACGCGGUGGUCAAGCUGGUGGAGAGCGAGCGGCCGCGGUGCCAGACGUACAUUGAACGCUACAUCAACCUGCUGGACUGCGUCAACCCGAUCCUGGACGUGGCCGUAUUCCAGCGCGAGCUCGAGGGAUACUGGCAGGACACCAACUCGGUGAGCCUGUGCUGGCUCGCCCAGCUGCUCAUGGUCAUGGGGCUGGGUGCGUUUGCGACGCCGAGCCACGAGGAGCCGAGCAUUGCGACGGAGCUGAUGAUGGGUGCCGAGGCGUGCCUGAUGCAGACGCCGUUCAUGUUCCGGCCGACGUUUGCCUCGCUCAAGGCGACGUGUCUGAUGGUGGUGGCCAAGCAGGUGUGCAACCCGACGUGCUGGUUUGUGGACUCGUGCUGGUCGCUGCUGGGCCUGCUGGUGCGCAUGUGUUUCAUCUUUGGGCUGCCGCAGGACAGCUCGGAGGGCAUGGACGCGGCGGAGCGGUCGUCGCGGCGGCGGCUGUGGCUGACGAUUCUGUACCUGGACAUCAAGCUGUCGCUGCCGACGGGGAUGCCGCCGUUGACGCGGCCAGACGAGCUGAGCUCGCUCAAGAGCAUGCCGGAGCUCGGGGAGCACAGCGGGCUGCAGCAGAUCUUGUCCGAGUCGCUGCCGGUGGUGCUGUCGAUCCUGGUGCAGCUCAACUCGGGCAACGACCAGAUCCCGUACCCAGAGGUGCUCCGGUACAACGCGCAGAUCCGGGCGCUGAUGGCGCACGCGCAGCGGGUGUGCACCAACGAGCUGCAGCGGACGACGGUGGACAUUUACCUGCGGCGGUGCCUCAUGGUGCUGCACCGGCCGUUUGCGCUGCACCUGGACGGGCCGACCAUGUUCCCCGAGUCGUACUGGUCGUCGCUCGAGUGCUCGCUGGCGGUGUUGAUGCACUACCGCAACCUCUGGUACGAGGACCCGGCGCACCGGUACGACCUGGUCGGGCGUGCCUUUACGCACGAGUUCUUCUCGGCGGCGCUACAGGCGAGCGUGCACGUGCUGCGGCCGGACGCGCCGCUGGCGGGCGCGGCGGGGACGGGCUGCGAGAUUGUGCCGCGGCAGAUCAUCCUGGACACGUUGAAGAGCUGCGUCGAGAUCUGGCAGGGGGAGCAGCACAAGAGUGUGUGCUGGCGGACGUCCUACAACGUGCUCCACGCCAUCAUGGGGCUGAUGCCGGACUCGGACAUGGAGGAGCUCGAGACGACGCCGACCUCGCGAUGA